AUGUAUGCGUAUAUUUUCCUCAUAGACUUCACUUCGAGAAGAGGAGGCAGCUUCAACUGUGGAGGAGACGGCUUCUACUGUGGAGAAGGCAGCUACUGUGGAGGAGGCAGCUUCUACUGUGGAGGAGACGGCUUCUUAAGCUAUAGAGGAGACGGUGACUUUAAUAUUAAAGGAAACGGCCGCUUCGAUUAUAGAGGAUACGGCAGCUUCAGCAAUGACGGAGGCGGUGGCCCUAAUAUAAGAGAAGGUGGCAGCAUCAACUAUGGAGGAGGCGACAGAUUGAGCAAAAGAGGAGGCGGUGGAGGAGACGGCGGCUAUGUAUUUGAUGGCAUCAACUUUAAAUGA
Molecule: messenger RNA, 345 nt
Organism: Drosophila novamexicana
Lineage: Eukaryota; Metazoa; Arthropoda; Insecta; Diptera; Drosophilidae
Product: glycine-rich RNA-binding protein 8-like
Exons: 2
Coding region: 1-345 (114 amino acids)
Source: RefSeq, a predicted model, not a curated record